Prunus armeniaca (apricot) is the source of this 324-nucleotide messenger RNA. NCBI's taxonomy places the organism in Eukaryota, Viridiplantae, Streptophyta, Magnoliopsida, Rosales, Rosaceae. The record is from the annotation of a GenBank genome assembly.
AUGGCCAUGGCUAAGCUUGUCUGCUUUCUUCUUCUAGCUCUCCUUGGGAUUUCCAUGUUUGCAACACAGGUCAUGGCAAAACAAGAAACCCAGUAUCACUUGGACAGUGGAAGGUAUGGUCCUGGGAGUCUAAAGAGCUACCAAUGCCCAUCACAAUGCACAAGGAGAUGUAGCCAGACACAGUACCACAAGCCAUGCAUGUUCUUCUGCCAAAAAUGCUGUGCUAAGUGUCUCUGUGUUCCUCCUGGUUACUAUGGCAACAAAGCUGUGUGCCCUUGCUACAACAACUGGAAGACCCAGCAAGGAGGACCCAAAUGCCCUUGA